AUGCCCCACUGUCCAAGUUGUGGUAAAGGUGGCUUCCAGAGUCACAGUGCUGUUGCAAUGCACAUGAGCCAGCCAUCCUCUGGGUGCAAUACCUGGGUCAAUAACUUAGUCUGCCUUCACGAGUCUCUCCAACCAUUGAGCUUGAACAUUUGUAACUCUCAACACCCAACACACUUAGAAGAUGUCCUGAUGAGCACUGACCCUGGUGACUAUGCAACUCAUGAUUACCUGGAUUUUGUUCAUAUGGCAUUUGACAUGUGGGGGCCAACCACAGAUGACUUUGAGGGUGCAGCUAAAAUGUUUGGACUUGGCCCAACAUUUAUGGACAAAUUUAACAGCAACCAGUUCAGCAACCUAUGGGCAUCAAAUCUGUACUACCCCUUCAACUCCCACAAUGAAUGGGAGCUGGCAUCAUGGUUACUUCGUUCAGGCCUGAGCAUGAGAGCUAUAGACUCUUUCUUGUCAUUGUCAAUCAUAAGCCUGUCCCUAUUCUCUCCAAAGAUCAUUAUUGAUGUGCACCAGAUACAGCUACUAAAUAUUUCCUUUUGUACAGCCAGAGCACUUUGUGGGCUGGCUGAGUUACUCCCUGGCAGGCCAUGCUGGCACUCAAUGGAGAUUACUCCUCCGCAGCCAACCAAACACCCUGUGCACUUGUACUGGCAUGAUCCCCUGGAAUGCAUUGUGUGGCUCCUCAACCACCCUUUGUUCUCUGACCAGCUUGAUUUUUCACAGCUUCUGAGCAGAGCGACUCUUCUUGGCACGAUACUUUCUUCAGACAAGAUGAAUAUUACUACUUUAUGUGGUGGCAGAGUUGCUCAUCUACUUCUUGUCAGCCUAGAAAAUAUCAAGAUGUCCACAUGCCUAAAAUUGUCAUCCAACUCAUUUAUGCUCACUGCUCUCCUCCCCAUCCCCAAGUUUGUGCACAAGAACAAGUGUAUGCAUGGCCUCCUCGAAGAUAGGCUCAUUCAUGAAUGCCUGGAUAUCAUACUUGAACCCAUCAAGCAAGCUGCCAAACUUGGCAUUAUGUUACCAGAUUCUCUGGGGCACAUGCAGUACUCAGUGAAAUUGAAGGUCCACCCUACAAACAUCCAAGUCUUCUUUCACAAAGCACAGCACUUUCACCUCAGCAGAGUUAGUGACCCAUUUUGGAGGGACAUUCUGCUUUCUUGUCCAAGCACUUUUAUAACUCUGGAGCCCCUUCACCACCUGCACAAGGAAUUUUGGGACCAUGACAUGAAGUGGUGCAUAAAUGUGGUUGGUGAAGCCAAAAUCAACUUUUGCUUCUCAGUUUUACAGCCUACUGUGGGGUUCCAUCACUUUAAAGGUGGUGUUGCUAAGCUGAAGCAGGUGACUGGACAUGUGCACCAUGAUGUACAAUGUUACAUUGUCAGUGUUAUUGCUGGAGCAGCCCCUCCCAAAAAUAUUACUGCUAUUUAUGGAAACAAGCCCAUCAACAAUUGGCACAUCCCCAAGUUAGAACUCAUGCAGAGCAUUGUACCAAGUGUGAAGUGUGUUGGGGUCACCAUCCAAUGGACUGCUGAUGUAACUGAACAUGCCCAUGUAUUGGAGAUCAAGACACCCACAUCAGCUAGCAAUAACAAUAACUACAAUCCUCAAAUUUGCUGGUACCUCAAUCAUGCUGAAAAAUGUAGGACAUUUGAACUUGCAACAUCAUUAUAUGAAUCGAAGACUCACUCCCAUGGUCAUGUGGAAGAAAAGUCCUUGGAGGUUGAGGAUGGGAGUUCUGAUGAUGGCAACAGUGAGAUCAGUGAUUGUGAGGAGGUGAAUCUAGUUUCCAAGAUGCCAGGUCCCACGCAGCCUGUCACCAAUUACUUUGCCAUCUCUGCAUGCCUCAGGACCCAGGAUCCAGACUCCAUUCCCUUCCCCUUGCAUAGUUUUAUUGCAGAUGGUAUGGCAAUCAACCUUUCCUACGACCCACCCUUGCGAUGCAUUAGUGUUGAUGCCACCCUUGUUGAUUUUCUAAAUUGUGAGAAGGUGUAUGGACCAAGCUCUGUGCACACUAUAAGCAGGCAACGUCAGGGAUCAAGCUCUUCAACCCUGCCUUUUACCAAUCUGCAGGUUUGGUACAAGAUGCAGCUGCAGAACAUGGCAAUACAUGAUAUCACGGACAUCCUCCCUGCCCAGACUCUCUUCUGUUCUCCACCUUGCAAGACCUGGACCCUUGGCCACUAUGAUGCAGCUAUCAUCAAUGUGGACCCCCAUUUCAAAUGGCCAGAGAGCAGCCUGAAAGGUUCAUGGUCCACACUACUUUUCCAUGUCACUCACAAGAGUAUCUUAGACCAUUUUUUGGUCUACAUACAACAUUUUGACAUAGCAGCUGAAGAUGUGACACACCUACAUAUCCUUAGUCUCUCUGGUCCAAGAAGCAUAUGGAUCCUUCCUCCCUGCCCCCUGCAAUGUCUUCAUACCAGUCUUAGAGCGAAUGGCCAACAUCUUGGUGAUGUCAUCCCACUCAGUCAGGUCCAGGCAUUCGCACAUCUCAUACCUUGCUUUGGGCAAACUGCAGAUAAUUGA
This is a messenger RNA of Pisolithus orientalis, 2535 nucleotides long. RefSeq lists its product as uncharacterized. Bases 1 to 2535 code for a protein of 844 amino acids. The record is from RefSeq and is a predicted model, not a curated record. NCBI's taxonomy places the organism in Eukaryota, Fungi, Basidiomycota, Agaricomycetes, Boletales, Pisolithaceae. The transcript has 8 exons.